AUGUCUGAAAAAUCGCAAACUCAAAAAGACUAUUAACAUGAAAAUUCAUUGAUUAAAUAAUAAUUGCUCCAAUAUUGGGUGAAGAUCUCAAAAACUCUUGAUGACGAAUACGAAGAAAUUCUUUAAUUAGGGUCUGAUUCUGAUCCCAAUGAUAUUAUCAAUGCAGUGUUUAUAAUUGAAGAUGCCAGAUAAGAAUAAUAGAAGGUGUAAAUAUUAAUAUAGUUUAGUUAGAUAAGUAACAAUUAGAGGCAUUGAAGAAGUAAAUCGAGUCUUCAAAUGAAAAAAUUAUUGCUUUAUAAUAAUAACAUGAAAAAUAACCAUAAGUCAACAAUAAGCAGGAAUUUAAUCCUGAAAUUAGAUAAUUAGAAAUAAAAAUCAAUGAAUUAUCUUUAGCACUUGUGAAAAGCAAGGAAGAGAAAAUCAUUUACAUGGAGUAAGCUCAAAAAUAGAUAUAGCUUCUUAAGGAAUAAGAAUUAGAAUUGAAAAGUAAAAUAUAGAGACUAUAAUUUGAAUAAUCAAAGAAAUCUUCAUUUGCAGAACCAGAAGAAAACUUAGGAAAGAGUUCAAAAGAUUUUAUUGAAGAAGAUAUAACACGCUAAUCUGUUUCUCCUUAAACAUAAAAAAUUAAAUUAGAUUAUUCCAAAUUAAGUCUUAAUUAAAAUUUGAAAAAACUAACAAAAGUUGACUAAGUUCAAGGAGCAUCGUUACCAUCAUUUAGAUUCGGUAAUAAAUGA
Molecule: messenger RNA, 734 nt
Organism: Paramecium octaurelia
Lineage: Eukaryota; Ciliophora; Oligohymenophorea; Peniculida; Parameciidae
Source: the annotation of a GenBank genome assembly